Messenger RNA from Chelonoidis abingdonii (Abingdon island giant tortoise), 1197 nucleotides. Its product is annotated as opsin-5-like. Gene Ontology annotation, biological process: G protein-coupled receptor signaling pathway. Lineage: Eukaryota; Metazoa; Chordata; Testudines; Testudinidae. Gene Ontology annotation, molecular function: G protein-coupled receptor activity. The record is from RefSeq and is a predicted model, not a curated record. Gene Ontology annotation, cellular component: membrane.
AUGGACAGCUCCAGCUUAUUGCACAGUGACAAGUCUGGGUUUGCUGUCUCAGAGGAUUGGGAAACCAUCAUUGGGGUUUACUUGCUCACACUGGGUUGGCUUUCUUGGCUUGGCAAUGGAGGGGUGAUCUUCAUCAUGUACAACCAACGACAUUCCCUGGACCCUCAGGACUAUCUCACCUUCAAUCUUGCUGUCUCAGAUGCAAGCAUUUCCCUCUUUGGCUAUUCAAGGGGCAUUCUAGAGCUGUUUAAUGUUCUUAGAGAUGAUGGCUUUCUAAUCACUUCUGUAUGGACAUGCAAGGUGGACGGAUUUAUAAUACUCUUUUUUGGUCUAAUCAGUAUUAAUACUCUGACAGCCAUCAGUGUCCUCAGAUACAUUAAAGGAUGCCAGCCUCAUCAAGCGCACAAAAUUGAUAGAAAAAAUAUUACAUUAACCAUGAUUGUGAUAUGGGCAACUGCUCUUUUCUGGGCCAGUGCACCACUUCUAGAGUGGGGUAGCUAUACAGACCACAAAUAUGGUACAUGUGAAAUAGACUGGAUCAAGGCAACAUUUUCUGUUGUCUAUAAGUCCUACGUGAUUGGAGUCUUUAUAUCUGGCUUCUUUAUUCCUGUCUCCAUCAUGGUUUUCUGUUACAUGUCCAUAAUAAAGACUGUUAAAUCAAGUCACAAGACCACAAGAGGUAAAAAAAUUAGUCAAAGGCAGCGGCUCAUGGAACGAAAUAUUACACAGGUGUCAUUUGUAAUUUGUUUUGCCUUUUUCCUGGCAUGGUCUCCUUAUGCAGUAAUCUCUAUGUGGUCAGCAUGUGGGUUUCAAGUGCCAGAGCUCACCAAUGUCCUAGCCAGCCUUUUUGCCAAAUCUGCCAGUUUUUACAACCCACUUAUCUACAUGGGAAUGAGCUCUAAAUUCCGUAAGGACAUCAGAAACCUUUUCCAGUGUCUCAACCAAGACAAGGAUUCAGCCCUACAAAUGCCAGUACAGAUGUUCAAUCAAAGAAAUAAGGCAGCUGUCCUCCUGAAACCACAGAGAGAGUUUGUGUCCAAAGUUCCUGAGGCUGAAACACCAGGCUUAGACAUGGAUUCAUUGCCCAGAGACAAUCCUUUGGCACAGGAGAACCCUUCAUUUUGUUCUCCUGUUUCUAAUCAACUUACCGCUUUUGGAGUAAAAACAAUUCAAAGGAAACAAAGUGGAUCUGGCUGA